This is a messenger RNA of Lobosporangium transversale, 1019 nucleotides long. RefSeq lists its product as hypothetical. The transcript has a single exon. The record is from RefSeq and is a predicted model, not a curated record. The coding region runs from base 158 to 916 and encodes 252 amino acids. Lineage: Eukaryota; Fungi; Mortierellomycota; Mortierellomycetes; Mortierellales; Mortierellaceae.
UUUCUCUCUCUCUCUCUCUCUCUCUCUCUCUCUCUCUCUCUUUAUCAAUCUCUUUCUCUGUCUACUACUAUUACUAUUACUACUACUACUACUACUACUACUACUACUACUACUUACUACAAAGAACUUCGACGAACCACAUCUACAACCACACACAAUGACAAAGAUAACAAAUGCUUUGGCCUGCUUCCUGGCCCUGUCCAUCUGCACAACUACCACUUCCCUUCCUAUCGGCAAUCCAAGAUCAUCACCUCAAUCCAAAUCAGUAGAUUCCACAUCCACAUCCGGUUCUCCCUCCAACACUCCCUUCCAUACAAUCUCUCGUCCCAUCACCAUCAAAGUCGAUCUCAACACCGAAGAUCCCUCCCCUCUUGCUCGCCUGGUCGAAAAAGUAGAACAACAAGAACAAUACUAUCGUCAACAGCGACUCCAUCCACGUCAAACCCCACAGGGUGAAGAGUUUGCUCGUCUCCAAAAGGAACAAGAUGAGCUCGAAAAGGUGGAGCAGGAUCGCGAUCAGUUGUUGGAUAACCAAGAGGAAGAACAACUCGAUCAAGAUCCCGAGGCCGUCAGGAGACGACAGGAAGAAUCCAUGGGUCUUUGGAUGACCGAUUCAGAGUUCGAGACCCUGAACCAAGAAGAACCCUCGAACGAUGAAUCGGCCAACACAGAUUCUCAUGAGAGCAUCCUGCUCAACAAAGGUGCUCACUUUGACUUGUAUGCCGAAGAUUUACAGGAGGUCCCUCUUGAAGAACAAAAUGAAAACCAGCCAUCCAUCUCCAGAGCUCGGUCUUUGAUCGUCGAGAGCGAACAACCGACAGAGGAGGAAAUGCUUGCCUGGCCCAUCGUCAAUCUCUCUCAGUUUGAAGAUCGUCAGGAUGAGGUCCAAGACGAAUAUGAUGAUCAAGCCUAUUAAUACUACUACAACAACAACAACAACAACAACAGAAAACCUUACCUGGGCUUUCCUUCCUCUGCCUUCCCCCUUGCUUUUUUUUUUUUUUUUCUUUACUUAUUUU